AUGGCGGUCUCCCAUCGUAGCACUUUCGUUGUUUUUGUUAGCAUACUUUUGCCGAUUGCAGCCUUGACAUUGGAUACAGCUGAUCGCCUCUCUCCCCGGACUCACAGUGUUGAUAUUUGUUCUACUUAUACCAUCCAGGCUGGAGAUUCCUGUUCUGGAAUCGCUCAAGCCCACGGAAUCACCGAAGCUAAUCUCCAGACUUACAAUGCAAGAAAUUGGGAUUGGCUCGGAUGUGGAAAUGUGACCCAGGGGUCCUUCAUCUGCGUUGGUCCUGGAGAGCCUCCGAUGCCCGUCGCCCUUCCAAAUGCUGUUUGUGGUCCUCAAGUGCCUGGAACCACUCGCCCCGACAGCUGGUCCGAUCUGGGGUCUCUGAACCCUUGCGCGGCAGGCGAAUGCUGCGCUUCUUGGGGUCAAUGUGGAACAGCUUCGAAGUACUGCGCUCACAGUACCGCAGUGGUAUCUGUGUCUUCUCCACCCAAUGUUCAAACCACCAUGACAUACCAUCGUACUACGGUAUCGGCCUCCACACGUUCAAAUGAAUCCAAGUUGAGUACGACGACCAAACCCACCACUAAGCCCACCACCAAAUCCACCACAGCCACAAAAAAGCCCACGACUACAACAAAAGAACCCAAAAGCACACAAACGAGCAAUGUACAACCGUGGGAGUUCACAGUUUACCAAAAGAAGGAUUGCACCGGUGAUUACUACGUGAUCCAAGGACACAACGUGGGACCCGCCAAAAAGUGCUUGGAAUUGAGUGAGAGAAAACACAACCUCAGCCCUAAUCUCAAGGACCCGGGGCUGUAUUGCAGAUAUUUCUACCAGGGUGGCGAGAGAUGGCUAAAUUGUGAUAAGGAUCUGUCUUGGGAUCCCAAAUCAUGGGUAGUCAAGAACGGUAUCUGCACAGUAUACAACAAAACGACGUGCGAUGCGUCCGACAAUAUGUUCCAGACUUAUUCCUCAACCCAUUGCCAGAACCGUGGAAAUUUUGAUCCAUCAUUUAUUUCAACGUCAUGCUAUGCUCCUAACCAUUAA
Molecule: messenger RNA, 1038 nt
Organism: Penicillium nucicola
Lineage: Eukaryota; Fungi; Ascomycota; Eurotiomycetes; Eurotiales; Aspergillaceae
Exons: 2
Coding region: 1-1038 (345 amino acids)
Molecular function (GO): chitin binding
Source: RefSeq, a predicted model, not a curated record